CGCGCCACUAGUCGCUCAAGCGGGCACCAGUCACCAUGCCACCCUUCGCGUCCAAGCCUGUCAACCCCUCCUCCUUCACCGUCUCGCUCCGCCGCCAGCCCUUCCUCUUCUUCGGCCUGCCCUUCCUCGCGACGACCGUAUGCGCCUCGUUCGCGCUGUCGCACUUCACCCAGACCCGGUACGACUACCGCGACACCAAGGUGCAGAGCGUCAGCAAGGAGGAGGAGCUCGGCAUGCGCAAGGACCGGCGCAGGAUCGACGUGCGCGAGGAGUACUACCGCAUGCGCGCGACGGGCGACAUUGGCGAGUCGGACGACUACGAGAACGUGCGGGUCGGGCGGCUGCCAGGCCAGGCAGAAUGGGGCGAGCUACCCGUCGCCAAGAAGGACUGAGUUCCUGCUCUCGGCUCGCUUCUUGUGGUCGUCGUGCGACGUCCGACGGCGUGUAGUCUUGUGUGUACUCUAUGCAUCGCAGUGCCCCCUUGUCCUCCC
Molecule: messenger RNA, 491 nt
Organism: Rhodotorula graminis WP1
Lineage: Eukaryota; Fungi; Basidiomycota; Microbotryomycetes; Sporidiobolales; Sporidiobolaceae
Exons: 3
Coding region: 36-392 (118 amino acids)
Biological process (GO): mitochondrial respiratory chain complex IV assembly
Cellular component (GO): mitochondrial inner membrane
Source: RefSeq, a predicted model, not a curated record